Apus apus (common swift) is the source of this 696-nucleotide messenger RNA. RefSeq names its product prefoldin subunit 5 (gene PFDN5). The coding region runs from base 26 to 487 and encodes 153 amino acids. The transcript has 6 exons. The record is from RefSeq and is a predicted model, not a curated record. Gene Ontology annotation, biological process: protein folding; regulation of DNA-templated transcription. Gene Ontology annotation, cellular component: prefoldin complex; cytoplasm. NCBI's taxonomy places the organism in Eukaryota, Metazoa, Chordata, Aves, Apodiformes, Apodidae.
GGCAGAGCGGCGCGGGGCGGCCAAGAUGGCGGCGCGGGCGGAGGAGCUGUCGCUGCCGCAGCUGGAGCUGCUCAAGGGGCAGCUCGACCAGGAGCUGGAGUUCCUCUCGUCCUCCAUCGCGCAGCUCAAGGUGGUGCAGACCAAGUACGUGGAAGCCAAGGACUGUCUCAACGUGCUCAACAAGAGCAACGAAGGGAAGGACCUGCUGGUUCCUCUCACCAGCUCCAUGUACGUCCCUGGGAAGCUCUCGGACGUUGAGCGUGUCCUGAUCGACAUCGGAACCGGCUACUACGUGGAGAAGGGCACAGACGACGCCCGAGACUUUUUCAAGCGGAAAAUCGACUUCCUGACCAAGCAGAUGGAGAAGAUCCAGCCGGCGCUGCAGGAGAAACACGCCAUGAAGCAGGCCGUGGUGGAAACGAUGAGCCAGAAGAUCCAGCAGCUCACGGCCCCGGGAGCCUCUCAAGGUGCCACCACCAAGGCGUAGCCUUCAGCCUCACUCCUUGCCCUCCUCACCAUCAGGACAGUAGGGGAGGCUGGAGGGAGCCAUGGGAUGUGGCACAGCCCCCUCAGCUCAGCUCUCCUCAUUCCAGGUCUCUGGUGGCUCUUCCCACCCCAGCAGUGCCCCCCUCCCCAACUUUUUUUGUAGGCAGCCCCUGGCUGCUGUGGGGUGGAAUAAACAAGAGACUUCUUGAA